UUGAUAUUAGCCAUUUUUUGUAAUGGCUGUCCGAGCAUAGCAACACAACAAACUAUCGGAAAACUAACUGAAAUACAACAAAUUACGGUAAAACAUGAGUUCCAGUGGUGAGGAAGAUGAAACUGGACCAAGCGUUGAUUCAAUGGAUCCAGAGGAGAGAAUCCAAGCAAGACGAGAGAGAAUAAAUCGACGAAUUGAUGCAGCGAAAAGAGCUGAACUUGGGGAAGAUCCUAAUGACAAAAAGGAGGUCAAAGAAGAACUCAGCAAGAGCCGGAAGCAGGUUGAACAGAGUCGUCUAAGAUUGACAAAGUUAAAGCAGGAUGGCAACGAGCUAGUAACAAAUAUACGAGUUGCUGGAGAUUCCCGUGAAGCAGCAAGACGUGCGGAGGAUGAUGAUGCAAAGAGACAGAGGAAAGACAGACUGGAGCAGGAAGCCAAAUCAGGGGCAGAAAAGUUCGAAGAGAUCACAAAGAAAUGGGAGCAAGCAUUACAAAAAGAGAUUCCUCAGUCUUUGUAUCAGAUGUUGAGACAACAAAAAGAUGCAUGCAAAGCAAUUGUUCUGGAUAAAAACAAACUCAUUAAAGACUUUCAAGAGGAGUUGCAAAAGAAAGAUGACUUGUACAUAAAGGAUCUGAAGAAGCAAGCUGAUGAUAUCGAUUUGAUGAUUGAGAGAAUGGAAGAGCAGAUCAAAAGUCUGAGUACAUCGUACAAAACAGAGAUUGAGGAGAUUGAGAGAGCAUUUGUGGCAGAGAGGAAUGAAUUGUUAGAGCAACAUAAAAAGAAAUGGGAGGAGAGAAUGGAAUUCAGAAGACAGAAGGAAAUAGAGUACAUGAAGGCUCGGGAGAAGAGAGUGGAAGAUUAUGAACAACAGCUCCAUAACAUUAGAGUGCAGGAUGCAGAGGAAUACAACAGGAUCAAGAUCCGAAUGGAAACUGAUGUCCAGAUUUUGGAACAGCAAUUACAGCAGAUGAGGGCAACUUACCAGUUAAACCAGGAGAAACUAGACUACAACUUCCAGGUGUUGAAGAAGAGGGAUGAGGAGAACCAGAUUACUAGGAACCAACAAAAGAGAAAAAUCACCAGGUUACAAGAUGUGUUGAAUGGACUGAGGAUAAAGAUAGCAAAACAGGAGAAGCAAUACAGGGAUGAAAACCAGCAGCUAACAGAGGACUACAAGAGAAUCACAGAACAAUUCAGGGAUCUCCAGAGGAAAUCAAGGCAUUUUAUGCAGGCUGAUUCUAAGAAGUUUGAGGAUGUGUGGUGCAUGAAUGAGGCGGAGUGCAAGGAGCUGGUGACCACACUGGUGGAGGCUGAUAGGGCCAUCCACGAACAACAGCUGGGAAUACAGUAUCAAAACCCAGACCUGUCCUUUGCAGACAAUGUUGGCCCCAUUAAGAGUGCUGCAAGUCAGAAAGGAGGCAUGUCUGCUCAACAGCUGGUCCAAGAAAUUUUGUCACAAGCUGAGAGCCAAGGCGAGAAGGAGGAGGAGGAGGAUGAUGACAUUCCCUCAGACAGGAAGCUUCCCAAGAGCACCCUGCUGUCCAAGAUCUCUGCCACCACCAUCAAAAGUGUGCUGGAAGUUCUGUGUGACGAAUCGGGAUUUUUGGUUGAGUCCAAGCUGAACAAACUCUUGGCUCCUUUGGAGAAGGACGAGAGGUCUCUGAUGAAGUUGGAUGCCAUCUUCAGUGCUCUAGGAAUUGACACAGAGGAGGAUGUCCAUUUGCUGGCCAGUUACUUCAUGCACGUCAAGGGGGGCAAGAAGCCAGAAGAGGAGGAAGAAGAGAAGGAAACAACAAUGGAGGAAACCCAGACAGAAGGAGAUAUGGAUGAUAUUGAUGCCGAAAUCAGAAAAUUGACAGGCAAGGAGGGUGAUGUUGAUUCAUCCAAGAGUGAAACGAUAGAGUUGAUCCACCACAAUGAAGUGAUGAAGGCUCUGAGAGCCUUUGUAGAGGAGAACAGACAACCAUCCAAAGAGAGGGUGAAACAGUCCCAGUUUAAGAUUGCCUCCCUGGAGGAGCGAGAUAGUUCCGAGGACUCGGACUACUGGGCCAGCUAUGCCAAACUAGUGGAUGAGAAGAAAGAGAGGCUCUGGGAUGCUCUUGUAGAAGGACUAGAGAAAUACAGUGAAGUUCUGACAUCCAGAUCUGGCCUCAUAAAUGAGACUGAUGCUCUUCGCCAACAAAAUGCCGAACUCCGAAUGCUACUCCAUCAAUAUGUGAAUUCAAAGGUUAAUGCUGAAUUGGAAAUUCCACCAACAAGAGUUUUACAGCUUGAAAUGAAUCCUCGAUAAGGUGUAAAGCUAUUUCAAAAGAUAAGAAAGAAGAACAUAUUGUUUUUAAGUGAUCCGUCCGAACAUUCAGUUUAAACUCUGUCAGGAGUAUGUGUGAUAUUUUCUGUUAAAUCUGUGUAUAACAUGUACUAUUACUUUGUUGUAAAUAAAUACAAAACUCCGAAGA
This is a messenger RNA of Magallana angulata, 2456 nucleotides long. Its product is annotated as dynein regulatory complex protein 1-like. Gene Ontology annotation, biological process: regulation of cilium movement; cilium-dependent cell motility; axonemal dynein complex assembly. Lineage: Eukaryota; Metazoa; Mollusca; Bivalvia; Ostreida; Ostreidae. Gene Ontology annotation, cellular component: axonemal dynein complex; axoneme. The transcript is spliced from 20 exons. The record is from RefSeq and is a predicted model, not a curated record. Bases 95 to 2290 code for a protein of 731 amino acids.